CUCGCCGCGGCGCGCGCCCGCUGCCCUCGACGCGCUCAUGGAGCCGCCGUGGGAGCUCGAGCUCGAGCUGCGGCGGCACAUCGAGAACUGCGCCUGCACCUGCGACCACAUGGGCUACGGAAACUACAUGGACUACCAGGUGGCGCCCGCGGCGCAUGCCUGUGUUUGUCGCGCGAUCACGUCUCCGCACGCCCACGCAGCAGUUCCCGAGGGCAUGACGUUUCCCGGUCCCCUGCCGGACGUAGCAGAACGUUGUGGACGGUGGGCCCCAGACUCCCUGUCGGCUUCGGCCUCAGGGAGCUCUGACGAAAAACCGACCCCUCGUCGCCCACGCUGGCGGAUCGCGUUAGCUGCUUUAGUGGUCCUGGCCGCGCUGGGGGCUGCACUUGCCUUACCGCUCGCCCUUGGUGGAGGGGGGCGGGCUACGCCAGAACAGAGGUUAACAACUAUACGAAGAAUGCUCCGAGACUCUCCAUUAGUCGACGGCCACAACGAUCUGGCAUGGAAUAUACGGAAGUUUCUUCACAACAAAAUUGGAGACUUUAACUUGAGUGCUAGUCUUGAAGGACUUGAACCGUGGGCGAAAUCGCGCUGGUCGCAUACUGAUAUUCCACGUUUAAGACUCGGGCAAGUCGGUGCUCAGUUUUGGUCAGCUUAUGUACCGUGCGGAGCGCGGGAUCGUGAUGCCGUACAGCUGGCGCUGGAGCAAAUGGAUGUUAUUAAACGUAUAGUAGAAAUGAAUGCAGGACAUCUUUCACUUGUUACGGACGCAGGAGAACUUCUUGACGCCCAUAGAGAUGGUCGCAUAGCUUCAUUAAUAGGAGUAGAAGGAGGACAUGCCCUUGGUGAUUCAUUAGCUGUGCUACGCGCCUUUUAUCAACUCGGAGCGCGAUAUCUUACCGUUACUCAUACUUGUGAUACGAGGUGGGCGCGAGCCGCUGGCACUGCGGGUGGGCUCACAGUUUUCGGUAAAGCUGUAGUGCGUGAAAUGAAUCGGCUCGGCAUGAUAGUAGAUCUAUCGCAUGCAGGCGAAGAAACGGCGCGGGACGCUUUAGAGACGUCACAAGCGCCAGUAGUUUUUUCUCAUUCGGGUGCUGCUGCACUUUGCAAUUCAAGUCGGAACGUGCCUGACGACUUGCUUCGUAUGAUUGCCAAAAAUGGCGGAGUUGUAAUGAUUAAUUUCUACGCUAAAUUAGUUACUUGUGGAGUAAAAGCUACAGUGGAAGAUGUGGUCGCACACAUCAAUCAUGUGCGGCGCGUGGCAGGUGUGGAGCACGUGGGUUUGGGUGCAGGAUAUGACGGGAUCGACGCACCACCAGAGGGCCUGGAGGACGUGUCGAGGUAUCCUAACCUCCUGGCGGAGUUGCUGCGCGACCCUGACUGGAGCGAAGAUGACGUGAGGAAACUGGCCGGCAUGAACGUCGUGCGCGUGCUUCAGACAGUGGAGCGCGUGCGCGAUCAGUGGAGGCGCGCGGCCGUGUUACCGGGAGAAGAGACGGCCGGAGCCCGACGCGGCAACUGCGUAUACGGACCCGCGUGA
This is a messenger RNA of Amyelois transitella, 1540 nucleotides long. RefSeq names its product dipeptidase 1-like. Lineage: Eukaryota; Metazoa; Arthropoda; Insecta; Lepidoptera; Pyralidae. The transcript is spliced from 2 exons. The record is from RefSeq and is a predicted model, not a curated record. Gene Ontology annotation, biological process: proteolysis. Gene Ontology annotation, molecular function: metallodipeptidase activity. Bases 38 to 1540 code for a protein of 500 amino acids.